This is a messenger RNA of Branchiostoma floridae (Florida lancelet), 1898 nucleotides long. RefSeq lists its product as uncharacterized. The transcript has 7 exons. NCBI's taxonomy places the organism in Eukaryota, Metazoa, Chordata, Leptocardii, Amphioxiformes, Branchiostomatidae. The record is from RefSeq and is a predicted model, not a curated record. The coding region runs from base 605 to 1477 and encodes 290 amino acids.
AGAACAUUUCUAUGAAAAUAUGUGAAUAAGAUAAAGAUUUAAUAAAUGCUGCAUGAAUCAAUAAUAAAGUAAUUUGCAACGGUUAUCCAACUCAGAACAGGAAGAGAAAGUAACAAUUUAUCCUAUUUCUGUCGAGGUCACUUGAGGGCAAAUACGGAAUGGUGGUUCUCCCGUUUUGGUUGAAAAGAGAAAAAAUGCUUUUCAAUUUUGUUGUUUACUUAUCCUGCAGUUUAUUCCAAAAUGUUACAUUUUACAACUGUUCUCCACGUAUAUACAUCUUUAUCAAAUUUUAUUCUAUUUCACCAUAUCCAAUGUCAGAAGUCUUCCCCAAUUUCACACUGCCUUUCUCGACCAAUACCAUUGUGCUUACGUCAGCGGCAUUAACCAACGCAAAUUGUCACAUACCAAUUACCAUAUCCAAACGUACCAAUCUUGUUGUCAUCAUGCUAACGUGCAUGUUGUGUUUUAAUCUCGGGCAGCGAAAGAUCACAGGAAGGACCACGGAUCCCUACUAACGUCCUCACUCUUAUCUCUGUCACACGGAACAGCCAGACAAACAGUCGUCAGAAAGACAGUCAGACGAACAGACAGCCUGACAAUAAAGAUGGAAACUGGGAGCGGUAACGAGAAGAUGGUGAUCCGAGCCUGUAAACAGCUGCAGGAGAAGCUGAACGGGAAGAGUACCUGCUACAAGAGGAACCUGCUGAGGGACGAGAACUUCAUGCAGUGGAAGCUGUACGAGACGAUGACGCACUUCAGCCCGGAGACGAACAUCAUGGUGAACUAUGAACACUCGCUGCUGAACACGGACUGCACGGUGGACCUGGCCAUCGGUGCCACGGACGACCAGACCUUCCCUCCCACCGUCAUCGAGAUCAAGAACGGGAAGCGAGGCGCCCAGCCGAAGAGCGUGCGGUCCAACCUGGCCCGUCUGGCCUUCCUACUGCACAAUAACGGCUGUAACGAGGGCUUCUUCAUCUGGAUGGGAACACGGCUAGCCUUAGAUCUGUUCGACGCCGGAAACAGCUGUGGACUGGACUACGAACAGAAGCUGGUGGUUCGGCCGCGUGACGUGAGCCGGAUCUCCCGCAAAGGGAACUACCCCAUCCCGGCCACCUUCUCCCGCAAGAUCGUCUACAGCUCGUGCGAGGGGGGCGGCAAGUACAACCUGUGCGUCCGCGUCUAUAAGGUGACCGUCCCCGUCGGCGAGGCGAACUACAAGAACCGGAACUUCAGUAAGGGCCAGCUGGCGCCCUUCCUGCAGUCCGCCUACGCAGGGAACACCACCACCUCGCUGGGCUGCGACUUACCUGUCAAGAUGGACCCACUCAUAGCCACGUACUACCGCCGAGCCAGCAUCCCCGACAACUUGGUGAGGAAGAAGCGCGGGUCCAACCCCGACCUGCCGCCCAUCGAACAGGCCACGGAGCAAGCCACCAGGUCCUGGCUGGCCGGCAAGAGAAUGUCGAUCAUCUAGCCUGGAUGUGUCAAUCAAAUAGCACCUGGUGUCAGUCAUCUAGCAUAAAAUUUAAAUCACCUAGCAUUGAUCGUUGAUAAUUUAGCAUGGAAUGUUUGUCAUCUAGCAUAGGGUGUCAAUAAGUAGCAUUGAAUGCCAAUAACCGUCUUGGCUUGCCGGCAAGAGAAUGGCAAUCAUUUAGCCUGAAAGUACUAGUGCCCAUUAAAUAGCAUGAGGUGUCGACCAGUCAUCUAGCGGAAAAUUUGAAUGACCUAGCAUUGAUCAUUAAUCAUCUAGCAUGGAAUAUGAGUAAUCUAGCAUUGGGCAAGAGAGAACGUCAAUCAUCUAGCCUAGGGGUGGCAAUCAAGUAGCACGGCCACGGGGUGUCAGUCAUCUAGCAAAAAUUUGAAUGACGUAGCAUUGAUUAUUAAUCACCUAGCAU